Sciurus carolinensis (gray squirrel) is the source of this 6240-nucleotide messenger RNA. It is a transcript of the gene Itgad, whose product is annotated as integrin subunit alpha D. Bases 1 to 3483 code for a protein of 1160 amino acids. Gene Ontology annotation, molecular function: integrin binding. Gene Ontology annotation, biological process: integrin-mediated signaling pathway; cell-cell adhesion; cell-matrix adhesion. Gene Ontology annotation, cellular component: integrin complex; external side of plasma membrane. The transcript is spliced from 30 exons. The record is from RefSeq and is a predicted model, not a curated record. Lineage: Eukaryota; Metazoa; Chordata; Mammalia; Rodentia; Sciuridae.
AUGGCUUUCCGAAUUCUGCUCCUCCUGAGUGUCCUGCCUUCUUAUCAUGGAUUCAACCUGGAUGUGGAAGAGCCCAUAGUCUUCAGUGUGGACGCAGCUGGUUUUGGGCAGACUGUGGUGCAGUUUGGUGGAUCUCGGCUUGUGGUGGGAGCCCCCCUGGAGGUGGUGGCCAUCAACCAAACAGGACAGUUAUAUGACUGUACGUGUAUCACCGGCACGUGCCAACCCAUCUCAUUACACAUCGCACCAGAGGCUGUGAACAUGUCCUUGGGCCUGUCGCUGGCAGCCUCCAGGAAUGGCUCCUGGCUGCUGGCCUGUGGUCCGACUGUGCACAGAGCUUGUGGGGAGAACAUGUAUGCAAAAGGCUCCUGCCUCCUUUUGGGCUCCCAUAUGCAGAUCAUCCGGACAGUCCCAGGUGCCCUGCCAGAGUGUUCAAAUCAAGAGGUGGACGUUGUCUUCCUGAUUGAUGGUUCUGGCAGCAUUGAUGAAAGUGACUUUAACCAGAUGAAGGAUUUUGUCAGAGCUGUGAUGGACCAGUUUAAGGGCACCAACACUCUGUUUUCUCUGAUGCAGUACUCAAACAUCAUGGAAACCCACUUCACCUUCAACAAAUUCCGGACCAGUUUGAGCCCUCAGAAGCUGGUGGAUCCCAUCGUCCAACAGAAAGGCCUGACAUUCACAGCCACCGGCAUCCUGAAAGUGGUGACAGAGCUAUUUCAUAGCAAAAAUGGGGCCCGAAAAGGUGCCAAGAAGAUCCUCAUUGUCAUCACGGAUGGGCAGAAGUAUAGAGACCCCCUGGAGUACAGUGAUGUAAUUCCCAAGGCAGAGAAAGCUGGCAUCAUCCGCUAUGCCAUUGGGGUGGGAGAUGCUUUCCAGGAGCCCACUGCCAAGCAAGAGCUGAGCACCAUUGGCUCAGUGCCCCCACAGGACCACGUGUUCAAGGUGGACAACUUUGCAGCACUUGGCAGCAUCCAGAAGCAGCUGCAGGAGAAGAUCUUUGCUGUUGAAGGAACCCAAUCAAGGACAAGUAGCUCCUUUCAGCAUGAGAUGUCACAAGAAGGCUUCAGUUCAGUGUUCACAAUGGAUGGACCAGUUCUGGGAGCUGUGGGGAGCUUCAGCUGGUCUGGAGGUGCCUUCCUGUACCCCCCACGUAUGAACCCCACCUUCAUCAACAUGUCUCAGGAGAAUGUGGACAUGAGGGACUCUUACCUGGGUUACUCCAGUGAGCUGGCCAUUUGGAAAGGGGUACACAGCCUGGUCUUGGGGGCCCCUCGCCACCAGCACACCGGGAAGGUUGUCAUCUUCACCCAGACAUUUGGGCAAUGGCGGCCGAAGGCUGAAGUCACAGGGACCCAGGUCGGCUCCUAUUUUGGGGCUUCCCUCUGCUCUGUGGAUAUGGACAAAGAUGGCAGCACCGACCUGGUCCUCAUUGGGGCUCCCCAUUACUAUGAGCAGACCCGAGGAGGGCAGGUGUCCGUGUGCCCCAUGCCCAGGGGGCAGAGCAGUUGGCGGUGUGAGGUCAUUCUCCGUGGGGAGCAGGGCCAUCCCUGGGGUCGCUUUGGAGCAGCUCUGACAGUGCUGGGGGAUGUUAAUGGGGACCAUCUGACAGAUGUGGCCAUUGGGGCCCCUGGAGAGCAGGAGAACCAGGGUGCUGUUUACUUAUUUCAUGGAACCUCAGGACUGGACAUCAGCACCUCCCACAGCCAGCGGAUCACUGGCUCCCAGUUCUCCACAAGGCUCCAGUAUUUUGGGCAGUCGCUAAGCGGUGGUCAGGACCUCACUCAGGAUGGACUGGUGGAUCUGGCUGUGGGGGCCCAGGGGCACGUGCUACUCCUCAGGAGUCUGCCUGUGUUGAAAGUGGGAGUAGCUAUGAGAUUCACCCCCGUGGAGGUGGCAAAGGUUGUGUACCAGUGCUGGGAAGAGAUGCCCACCACCCUGGAAGCUGCAGAGGCCACAGUCUGUCUCACUAUCCACAAGAGCUCACUUGACCAGUUAGGUGAUGUCCAAAGCUCUAUCAAGUAUGAUCUGGCUUUGGACCCAGGUCGUCUGAUUUCUCGUGUCAUUUUUGAUGAGACCAAGAACUGGACUUUAACGCGAAGAAAAACCUUGGGGCUUGGGGAUCACUGUGAAACUGUGAAGUUGCUUUUGCCAGACUGUGUGGAGGAUGUGGUGACCCCCAUCAUCCUGCGCCUCAACUUCUCCCUAGUGGGAGACUCCAUCUCAUCCCGGCACCUUCGCCCUGUGCUGGCUGAGGGCUCACAAGACUUCUUCACGGCUUCUCUUCCCUUUGAGAAGAACUGUGGGCAGGAUCACAUCUGUGAGGGGGACCUGAGUGUCAACUUUAGCUUCUCAGGCCUGCAGACCUUGAUGGUGGGAAGCUCCCUGGAGCUCAAUCUGAUAGUGACUGUGUGGAAUGAGGGAGAGGAUUCCUAUGGAACUGUGGUCAACUUCUACUACCCAGCAGGACUAUCCUACCGACGGGUGUCAGGAACACAGAAGCAACCACAUCAGCGUCCACUGCGUCUGGCAUGUGAGGCAAACCCCGCUGGGAAUGAAGGCCUGAGGAGCAGCAGCUGUAGCAUCAACCACCCCAUUUUCCGAGAGGGUACUAUGGGCACCUUCGUAAUCACAUUUGAUAUCUCCUACAAGGCCACCCUGGGAGACAAGUUGCUUGUGAGGGCCAAUGCAAGCAGUGAGAAUAAUAAGCCUGCAAGCAACAAAACUAACUUCCAGCUAGAAAUCCCAGUGAAAUAUGCAGUGUACACAAUGAUCAGCAGACAGGAAGAGUCCACCAAGUACUUAAACUUUUCUAUUUCUGAUGAGAGCACCAAGAAAGAGGCAGAACAUCGAUACCAUGUGAAUAACCUAGGUCAGCGAGAUCUGGCCAUCAGCAUCAAUUUCUGGGUUCCCAUCCUGCUGAAUGGAGUGGCUGUGUGGGAUGUAGUCAUGAUGGCCCCUUCACAGAGUCUCCCCUGUGUGUCAGAGCAGGAACCUCCGCGGCACUCUGACUUCCUGACCCAGAUUCCAAGGAGUUCUGUGCUGGACUGUUCCAUUGCUGACUGCCUGAGGUUCCACUGUGACAUCCCCUCCUUCGGCAUCCAGGAAGAGCUUGACUUUAUCCUGAAGGGCAACCUCAGCUUCAGCUGGGUUAACCAGACAUUGCAGAAGAAGGUGUUGGUCAUGAGUGUGGCUGAAAUCACGUUCGACAGAUCUGUGUAUUCCCAGCUUCCAGGACAGGAGGCAUUUUUGAGAGCCCAGAUGGAGACCCUACUAGAAGAAUAUGAGGUCUACAACCCCAUCCCCCUCAUCGUGGGCAGCUGUGUGGGAGGUCUGCUGCUGCUGGCUCUCAUCACAGCCACGUUGUACAAGCUUGGCUUCUUCAAACGUCAGUACAAAGAAAUGCUAGGUGGAAAGCCUGAAGACACUGCCACAUGCAGAGGGGAGAAUUUUACCUGUGAGGCACCGAAUUUGUCUUUGUCUUAAUAAUCCACUUUUCCUGUUUAUCUCUACUCCCAUGCCUGUGAACCUACUUUCAUGGGAAUAACUUCUAUGUAGAUCUAGACUUGCCCGAUAGGUUACUCAGGCCACCUUCCCGAGAAGAUGAAAGAUUUUUAUAUUUGUACAUCUCUCUUUUUUAGGAGUAGAUAUGAUGCCAGCAUAAAUUUUCAUAUGGAUAAGAUUUGUGACACAAACUGAAAAUAUUUAUCACGUUUUCUUUGUAUGGAAGAGUUCUAACCCAGGGACGUGGUUCUAGGAAUAGCUGGGGGAACCAAAUUGUGGGAUUAAAAAUGUCCUCUCACUUUCUUAGAUACCUGGGAGCAUCAGGGGAGAGGCUUAAAGAAAGUAAGUGUGUGUGUGCCCUGUGACCACAUUUGGUCUGUCAUGGGCUACAGCACAGACUUAAGUCAUGAAAAGUGGGAAAGGGAAUGGAAUGUUUAGUCAGAGCUCAUUUGAACUCAAGUCCCAUUUGAAUGGGGCCCCCAAAAGCCAGGAGAACCAGGCUUCCAGAAAGGACCAUCUGAUUUCCAGACUAACACAGAAAACCUAUUAAAGAUCAUCAUAGAGAAUGACCAAAUCCAGAAUUAGGUCAUGACACCUCACACAGAGGCCCAGGUGUGAAAUUAGGGCUACCGAUGCUGUGGGUGUGGGCUAGAUGUGUCAGGGGAGGGCUACUUCAGGGUCUGCAUUCCCUGGAUUUCCACAGGCCUUUGAUAGGCUGCCUAAAUGUAGACAGUGAAGUCGCUGAGAUCUCAGGCUCCUCCUCUAGAGAAGGGGAACAAAAUUAUAUCUUGCUUCAAGUUACUGCAGGGAUCCAGUGUAUGUGAAAGCCCUGUCCAGCCUAGAGACCUAAUUAUUAAUAGGUGAGAGAGCAGGAGAGAUCGCCUGUUCACAGAGGUCCCUUGAGCACUGGCCAUUAUUAGCAGCUUGGGAGUAACAAGGGAGGUCAACCACACAGAGCGCUGAUGGGCAUUGCCGCAGACAAGCCUACAGUCCAGCCUGGCCCCACCCAACCCUCUGGCCUGCUGUUCCCAAAUAGCCUAAGGACACAAAACUUUCACAUGUUUAUUGUGCUUGGGUUUGUCCCCCUGGGACUUCAGGGGUGUUCAUAGCCCGUGGGCAGAGGGUUGACGUGGGGAUUGUGGAAAAGAGUGUGGUUGCCAUCCCCCCAGGCGAAGGGCUGUAGAGAGAGCAGAGGGGGAGAGAGCGUGUCAGUGUGGUCCAGGCCAGGGGUCCCCACACCCACUUUGCCCACCCUCUGGGUCCUGCAUACCUUGGUGCGGAUGCGGAGGUGGUGGUAGGGGAUGAAUUCUGGGCGCUCCCGGUGGGCCCCGUGGAGCCAGCAGUUGAGGGUGCACAAGGCCACGCUGGGGAGCGCCAGCACGAAGGUCAGGAGGCGCCAGGUGCCGGCUGGGCAGAAGGAAAGGUGAGGAUGAGAGAGAAGGUCAAUGACACUGGGCCAGGAGGCCCUUGGAAAGUCUGGGGUCGCACAGCCGGUGUUGGAGGUUGCCUGGAGGCAAGUGUGUGUGUGUGUGGCCGGUGGACAAGGCCAGUAAGCCAGAGGGUCAGGUGCCCUGGCCCCACUCACCUCCUGCCCCUCCAUGGUCUCCCUUGGCAGCGCUGGCCAAGCCCCUAGUCAAGGACCUCAGAGGCAGAGCCAUUGUGGAGAGAGAAGCUAGGACUGGCACUGUCCUUCCACUCUCCUUCACUGAGGCCUACGUUCUCCUCCCCUCAUUCUGAGCCAAUCACCUGUUGAGUCGGAACUUGGGUGGCUAUUUUUAGGGAUCGUCUAUAUUUAAAGUGGGGCCCAACUGGGAGGAGAUCCUCUCCAGACAGUGACUUAGUGUUUCUUUUAUUUUGACAAGGGGACAUGUAAAGUACAAUAUGCUAUUUUUUUAUAGUUGCAGGGAACUAUUUUAUUCCAUGUUCCCGGUGGCUGGCACACAGUAGACCUUUAAUAAAUAUUUGUAGAAUAGAUCAGAGGUCUUUUUGAAUCUAUGUGUCAAACUGUAAAAUCUAUAAUUUGUACUUAAUUUUUUUUCUAAUCAAGUUUAAGUAAAACAGAAGUGUGCCAGCUUAAAGUCUGACACAAAACAGUAGUUAAGUAUGUAUUUUAAUCACAGUUCCUUGCUGUGAACAGAACUCACUCUCACUAGUUUUGAAAGAUAAGCAGUUGACAAUCUUAGGUAGCUCAGGGUAUUUUUGGGUUAAGCCAGAGAGGUCUCAAUCUGCACAGUAAGAAAGGAACCAUUCUGUGGGCUACCGCUCACACUGGUGAACCCUGGAUGCCAAAAGCUUCCAUUAACACAGCCUUUGGAAGCUAGAAUCAUCCAUCCUUGCCCUGUUUUGAAAAUUAUUUCCUUGUGAAGCUUAUUUCCAUAGAUUAUUCUUCUGAAUCAAUAAACCUUGUGGUUGCACCAGUUGGCAAUACCUGGGUCAUUUUGCUUGUGCUCUCGCUGCAAGAAAGUCUGGGAAACAGUGGGUCCUGGCUUCUUAGGCAGGAAACAGUGGGGAAAAUCUCCAAACACAGGAAGGUUAUUCAGAAGAUCCUGGGCAGCCUCAAAUCUAGCAAAUGUCUUCUGCAAAGUGUGUUAUUUCAAUCUGACUUCUUGGAAAGAAAGAAGAAAGCACAGGCAGGCCUGCAUAAAGCUUGUAUCAAAGCAGGUCGCCAGAAAGUGACGGGACCAGGCAGAGAUGACAUCUGUCUUGUUCACUGUCAUAUCCUCAGCACCCAGCAUGGAA